CGUUAUAAGCGGUGUUCUGCGGCUGCGCGCUGAUUCAAGCAUGAAGAACGGCGGUGGCCUCGUUCUUCUCUGCGCUCUGGCAGCCGCGCUCUGCGCCGCGCACCACGCGCACGGACUCACCUGGCGCCACUCCCAGCACUGUCAGUGGGAUGGGUGGGGCCUGCGGUGCAAACAAUGCAAAGACGGCUUCUACCUGCAGGGGCCAGGACUGAGCUGCACUCCCUGCAACUGUCACCCAACAGGGGCCAUCAGCGCCACCUGUGACAGCAAGGGGCGCUGCAGCUGCAAAGACGGCGUCGCUGGAGAAAAAUGCGACCGCUGCACCAAUGGAAUAAUGGGUCUGAAUGGAUGUUCAUCAAGGCGUCAGCUCAGAGAGGAUUCUGGGAAUUUACCGUGUUUCUGCUAUGGACACAGUAGUCUGUGUUCAACACAAUCUGGUUUCUCAGUCCACAACAUCAGUUCCACCUUCACCUCCGGUUCUGAGGGUUGGAAGGUGACCACAGCGGAAGGUGACCCCCCCCGUGACGUUCUCUUUCGCUGGUCACCCAAACACCAGGACCUGGAGGUGAUUUCCAAAGAAAGUUUGCCCAUUUACCUAAGCGUGCCAGACUCAUACCUGGGCAACCAGCUGCUGAGCUAUGCUCAGAACUUCUCCUUUCUGCUGCGAUUGGACCGUGGAGUACGUCGCCCAUCAGCUGCUGACGUGAUUCUAGAAGGCGCUGGUUUGAAGGUGUCAGCCUCGCUAGGGGACCUGAGCUCCGUCGUGCCUUGUAGUCAGAAGAUUGGCUAUAGCUUCAGGCUGGACCAGCAGCUUGGCAGCGGAUGGAGGCCUCCACUUUCCUCCUUCCAGUUCCAGAAGCUUCUCCAGAACCUCACAGCCAUCAGGAUCCGGGCUACGUUUGGAGAAGCUGGACGGGGUUACCUGGAUAACGUGAAUCUAGUUUCGGCCCGACGUGGAGCUGGUGUCCCGGCCCGGUGGGUGCAGACCUGUAUCUGCCCUCCGGGACAUGAGGGCGACUCGUGUGAGCGCUGCUCAGCCGGGUUCAGGCGCAGCAUCCCUGCGGAUGGAGCAUUCAGUCCCUGCAAGCUUGGUGGCUACGACUCGGAGAACCCGGACCAUUUCUCUGCAGAUGAGACGCCCACAAUGCAGCGCUGCCAAUCAGGGUUUUACAGAGACCCAAGGCAAGGGGGCUUCUGUGUGCAGUGUCCCUGCGCAGAAGGGGAGUCCUGCUCACUGCCUCCUGGUUCGGUUUACCCUCGAUGUGACCGCUGCCCACCAGGAACCAGCGGUCCUGGAUGUGACACUUGUCAGGAAGGAUUUUUUGGCGACCCGGCCAGUUCCACAGGCGAACGGCGACCCUGCAAACCCUGUAACUGUGACGCUCAAGGAGCUGAGUCCAAACAGUGCGACACGUUUGGCCGCUGUACCUGCAGGCUGGGCUUUGAGGGUCCAACAUGCCGCAGGGCUAGUUGUCCCGCAUGUUUCAGCCCAGUUCAAGCAAAGUUGGAGGAGAACACCGCCAAACUGGCUGAGCUGGAGAGUCUGUUACCAGACCAGGACACUGGUCCAAGACCAGCUGACUCUGCCAAGAUGGAGGCUGCCCUGAAGGUCACAGGGGAGCUGCUGAAACGCCUGGAGGAGACGGCAGAGGAGCUGAAAGAAAUAGAGAAAGGACUGCAGGGUCGACUGUCGUCUGUGAGAAAGACUCGGUUGACUGAGAGGCAGGACAUCCGGGACAUUGCUCGUGAGGUCGACACCAUUGUAAAACAACGACAGACUUACGAGACAAAGGUGAAGGAGGUGCAGGCACUGAUGGAGGUGAUGGGACGGAAGAUGGAAGAGGCCAAGUCAAAACUCAGAUCAGUCGAAGUUCCAGUUAGCGACGCUCCACUAAGUCCAAACAACCUGACUUCUCUCGUGCCAAAAGCCUCCAGCCUGGCUGACCAACACCAGAAAAAGGCAAACGCUGUGGAACAAACGGCCAACGAGGCGCUGAGCGACUCAGAGAAGAGUCUGGCUCUGCUGAGGACUCUGACAAACCGAGAGAACAAAGUCAAGGAGCUGAUCGGGGAUCUGAAAGCACUGUACGAUCAGAAUUUGGCUGAGGUCAAGAUUUUGGAGAAGGAGGCGAGCCGGCUGAGCGACGCAGCCACAGAGGAGAGCAGAAUGGCUGACGGCAUGUUGAAAGACAUCGCCAUCAUGGAAGGGAGAAUCCUGGGAUCAGGAAAGGAGCAGAUAGACACCUUGGCAGCCAGGCUGGAAGGGACAAAGGAGGCGGUGAAGAGGAACAUCUCAGACCUGGAGGAUCUGCAGACUGAGGUGCAACAAGACCAGGCUGCAGUUGAAGACCUGCUGGAUGAAGGCAGAGACGGCCUCAAGGAGUUUAACAAGCUGCUGGACAGAGUCAACGCUGCCAAGGCUGUGAUGGAGGACGCCCUUAAACGCAUCACCAGUAACAACAAUGAGCUUGACAGCGCCCUCAACGGCCUGCAAGACUUCGAGCAGCAGGUGGAUGGCAGCAAGACUCUGGCUGAUGAUGCCACCAAACGUCUCCCAGCAAUAAACGCCACCAUCCAAAAGGCUGCUGGGAACAACGCCUUGACUCAGUCUGUGCUGACAAACGUGUCUGCAGAUCACAGCGAUGCACUAGAAGCUAUCAACGCGCUAAAGGGCCUACUCAGCAGCGUGAAGGAAAGCGUUGGAAAUCUGCCGGAUCACUCCAGCUUGGGAGGAGGAGUCGCCAGCCUCAGCACGGAGGCAAUAGACCUGAAGACGGCGGCAGACCAGACAGCUAGAGGCCUGGAAGCAGAUCUGAAUGAGGCCGGAGCGUUAAAGGAUGAUGCAGAGGAGGUGGCUGUGGGAGCGGCUGCAGCUUCAGACAAAGCCAAGCGUGGCAGAGACGCAGUGGCUCUAACUCUGCAGGACAUCAACACCCUGCUGGCUGACAUGGAUCGUUCUGCUGUGGGUGAUGAUCAGCUGAAGCAGCUGGAGGACUCGCUGUCUAGAGUUCGGGAGGAGGUGCACGGCCGUCUCAGGUCCCGGCUGCAGGACAUGCGGGAGCAGGAGGACGCUCAGCGCCGCCAGCUGUCUGGGAUCAGCAUGGACUUGGACCGGCUCCUCGCCGACGUUGCUAACCUGGAGGAGAUCCUGAAUUCGGUCCCCAGUGGCUGCUACAACACCGCCCCCAUCGAGGAGGCCUGAACGGCGCCCCUCCUUGGAGGAGGAACUGAAGAUGAAAUGAAAAAGUCUCCAAUAUUUUGCACAAAAAUAUGAUCUCUCUUUGUCUUAGCCAAACUUCUUCGCCAGGUGUUGCCUUCACUGUCUCAUGGAAAUGUCAGUUUCAAAAUGAUCUGGUUUGCUGUUCUCUGAUUCUGGCACCUGAUUUUACAGCAGCAGAUGAGAGAACUGUUGAUAAAUCUGAAUUUGUUAUUUAUUCAAAGCUUGAAAGAAGAUUUCAGAAAAGGCAAUAUUUCAGAGGAAGAGAUUUAUUCAUGGAAGAAGAUUUCAAAAGAUUGAAAAGAUGCUUCUCUAACAGGAAUAAGCAUCUGAUUACAGAAAAAAAUAAGAAAAACCAAUUCAAAUGUUCAAAACUGAAUUAAGAUUCCUUUGUUGAAGAAGGAAAAUUCUGUGUGGACUUCUGAAUCUCUUUUAUGGUUUCUAACCGAAGCAGUAAUUUCUCCUUCCUGCUUCUUUUCUUUGUCAUGUUGUUAUAGAGUUUUUACCUGAUCUGUAUUAUUUCAGAGCCAAAUAAAUGAAAGUAUCAUUGUUUUUCUA
This is a messenger RNA of Oryzias latipes (Japanese medaka), 3775 nucleotides long. RefSeq names its product laminin, gamma 2 (gene lamc2). Lineage: Eukaryota; Metazoa; Chordata; Actinopteri; Beloniformes; Adrianichthyidae. The record is from RefSeq and is a predicted model, not a curated record. Gene Ontology annotation, biological process: animal organ morphogenesis; tissue development.